Molecule: messenger RNA, 2377 nt
Organism: Gasterosteus aculeatus aculeatus (three-spined stickleback)
Lineage: Eukaryota; Metazoa; Chordata; Actinopteri; Perciformes; Gasterosteidae
Gene: prorp
Product: protein only RNase P catalytic subunit
Biological process (GO): mitochondrial tRNA 5'-end processing; tRNA 5'-leader removal
Cellular component (GO): mitochondrion; mitochondrial ribonuclease P complex
Molecular function (GO): ribonuclease P activity; protein binding
Source: RefSeq, a predicted model, not a curated record
GUCAAGCGUUGAUGACGUCAUGUAGCGCGACUCGAGUCAUGCUUGCAACUCUCAGUUGUGUUUAUCCAUAAAGUAGAAAGAAAGAAGCUGUAUUUGAAUUGGAUACCGAAAAAGAGUGUGAGUCGCCUUUAAUGCGUUACAGUUACUAAUAGAACCAACGAGAGAAGGACAUUUUUCUCCAAGAUACUACUAGCAUUAACAAAAACAGCAAGGUUAUUAGCAUGCUAGUCUCACACCUGGUUAUUGAUUCGUGUGACUAACAGCAUGUUUUUUCUUCAGUUGGUUUAGGAAAUAAAUGUUUCACCAGUUUGUAUAUGACAACGUGACCGUUUUUACCUGAUUUAUAACUGAAGUCCUGUGUAAUAAUAGAUAAUCCACAUUACAUUCUCACAACCCCAUGAUAAAUUAUGGGCUCCAGCUUGAUAUUAAAAGUCCGAUUAUGCCUGAAAGCCUCCAAGUCGUUCUUCUACCAGGGAGGUUCGGCUUUCUACACACUAAACGCUUCUGUGUGCAAGACAUCACAGCUGCCCUUCGCUGCCCGCUUUCUAUGCACCAGACACAAUAACCCAAAGCCAGGAGGCAGACCGACAGACACAGGGAACAGCCGACAGACUGAUGGACAGGGAGGAGUAAGAAAUAGCACAGUCAGACGUAGGGAGGAGGAAUUGUGGGAUGGUGCUACGAAAGGAGGAGGCAAGAGCGCUGCCCUUUGGCAGAGACCUUCUUCCCACAAAUCUGUGUUUGCUGCUGGGACGGCAAAGAGGACGGCAGAGAUGCUGAAGAGAAAAACAUCUGCGGUCUCUCAGGACGAGGAGCGGCAUGGAGGCGAUCCUGAGGGGAGGACACCAAGAGGAGCAGCAAAGGUGCAGCCUCCCACCCGGCCGCUCUCUGCUGCAGAGUGGAGGACGCUGAAGGAGUCUCUGGGAAAUCAUCCACGCUUUGACAUCCAGAUGAUGUGUGUGCUGUUCACCCGCGGGGCGGAGCUGGACAUUGCCAAGUCCCUGCUGACCUUCGCAGCCAUGGAAACGGGGACGCUGUCCUAUGAGCUGCUUCUACGGUACCUGACGCUGUGUGUGAGCGGUGGCCACAACGCCGAGGUGUUUGAUGUCUAUGACAUUAUGCGGGGAAAUUUCCCCUCUCUGGAGACGGGAGCCUCCAGCCUCUUCAUCAAGUCCUUCUGCCGGACGGAGAAGUGGCAGGAGGCUCUCGUCAUCCUGGGUGAGCUAAAGAAGGUCUUUACCCCGUCACCGCGCAACUAUGGGGAUAUCAUCGCGGCGGCGUUGUUAAAUGGUGACGCGACCACUGCCUGGGCUCUCUACGAUGAGGUGAUGGAGAAGGGACUGAGCCCACACCCGGAGACCUGGAACGCUCUGUUUAAGGGAGCGAGGAAGACGGAGGAUGAAGGGGGGAAGGAGGCCGAGGCCAUGUCUCAGUCUGAGCAGCAGGAGAGGCUGCUGAAGGUACUGCUCUACAUGCGAAACAACCAGAUCUACCCCCAGCACGGCCUCGCCAACACCAUCAAGACCUGGUUUGAGAGUCUGACGGGGCAGAGCUGGACAGGACGUUGGGCGAGCGCCAGUCCAAAGGGUGUGUGUGGGAGUUGUGGGUCAGGCUUAGAGUCCAUCCAGCUGACUGCUGAGGAGUACCAACAGCUGAAAGACAGAGUGAUGACGGACAUCAUUCAGGGUCGAGAUGUUUUUAACAAAACUACACCAGAGGAGUUGGAGAUGUUCAAGGUGUUUGUGGAGAGGAAGCCGGCGUUUGACGUCGUCGUAGAUGGGCUGAAUGUGGCAAAUAUCAGCAAGGACAAAGGCAGGCAGUCCGAGAUGCUGUUGACGGUGGUGUCCGAGCUGGAGAGACAGGGCCUAACUGUGCUGGUGUUGGGGAGGAAACACAUGCUGCGACCCUCCAGGUCGUGGGACAGACACAACAUGAAGCUCCUCCAGCAGAAGGCUCAUUGCUUCUUCACUGACAACAUCUCGGAGGAUGACCCCUUCUUGCUGUACGCCGCGCUGCAAUCCGGGAACCACUGUCGGUUUGUGAGCAGGGACCUGAUGAGGGACCACAAGGCCUGCCUGCCAGACGGAGCCACCCGCCGGCUCUUCUUCAAGUGGCAGCGAGGCCACCAGCUGGUGGUGGACGGGUACGUAGCGGCAGGCAGGAGAGUCCGAUUUCAGAGUAUUCCCAGCUAUGACACCAUCAUCCAGACUUCAGCAGGCUCGUGGCACGUUCCCUACGACGACACAGAGGACAGGUGCACCUAUGAAGUACCACAGCGAUGGCUGUGCCUCACCACAAACCACUGAACACAGACACACAACUCGUAUGUUUGGACCAUAAACUGUGGACUUGUAAAUAAAUAACGUACAACAAAGAA